Nymphaea colorata (pocket water lily) is the source of this 990-nucleotide messenger RNA. RefSeq lists its product as uncharacterized. Lineage: Eukaryota; Viridiplantae; Streptophyta; Magnoliopsida; Nymphaeales; Nymphaeaceae. The record is from RefSeq and is a predicted model, not a curated record. The transcript has 3 exons. The coding region runs from base 42 to 809 and encodes 255 amino acids.
UCAACCUCCUUGACCCUCCUUCAAGCACUCUGCAGAGAAACAUGGCCUCAACCAGAUCUCGCAUUACUCCAAAGGGCACUUUCAAGCCUAAAAUCCGACGAAUACCAUUGGCCCCAAAGAAUAUUCCGGCUACCAACAUCAGUAAUCUUGAUGGAAACUGUGAGACAGACUGCAAAUGGAUCACCAUUGCUGUUGCUGCAACCGCAGACAAGGAGAACAAGGAUGUUGGUCGCAUUACGGCAUCUGCUGGGAGAGAUCUCCAAUGGAGAAAACGUGAGGAUGCGUCACAAAUUGGUCCUGCAGGUCGUCGGUGCUCAGAUGAUAAAUGGAUAAUCAUUUCAUUGGCUGAAGACAAGGGAAGCGGAAAAUUUGUCUCCAAUGUCGAUCCAGGGAAGGUAGCAUUUCUGCCGAAAAAUGACAUGGAUGCAUCUCUAGCAGAGGAACUGGAGAUGAUUCGGCAGAAAAAUGAACGUCUUCGUGUUGAGAGAGCGAAAACGGAUGAUAUUUUUAAGGCGAAGGAUCAAGUGAUGAAGAGGAUGGAGGAACAGUUGGAACUGAGAUGGAAGGCACAAGAGAGGCUAGAAAUGGAGCUCGAGAGAUUGCUGAGUUUGAAGGAGCUGAACGAUUGUUUGUUAGGUUUCCAACCAGUAGUUCCACUUAGAGAGAAGCAUCGACCAAAACCAAAAACAGGAGACCCGUCGCAGGUAGGUAAAGCUGGAGAAUGCAGAAAAUCGUGUGGCGGUGGAAGCAACAGGAGACAGGAUAGAUCAAAUUCUGUAAUUUCUUUUUUCUUUUUUGCCUCUGCUUGAGGCUUUACAUGGCCUACCCCUUUCAUAUCACGGUUUCGCAUUUUUUAUACAAAGCAAUGCAAAUGUUUUCUGCAUAUUCUUCAGCACUUGAAGAAUAAAGAACUUUUUUUGUUUUCAUUUGUAUAAAACAUGAAUUUUCAUGUUCAUGCUAUACGUGACUUCCCUUUGUUUUUUCUGAAGU